Messenger RNA from Daldinia childiae, 792 nucleotides. RefSeq lists its product as uncharacterized. NCBI's taxonomy places the organism in Eukaryota, Fungi, Ascomycota, Sordariomycetes, Xylariales, Hypoxylaceae. Bases 1 to 792 code for a protein of 263 amino acids. The transcript has 5 exons. The record is from RefSeq and is a predicted model, not a curated record.
AUGGGCGGGCAGUUUACACCUUUCGACCCCUUAAGAUGCCCUCACUACGCCCAAUUUGCAUCCGGUCUUGAUAGAAUCCAUUUCGACGGUAUCUACUGGGCGCUAUUUUUUCUGGUAAUCGUUAUCCUGUUUGCUGCGUCAUGGGUUUAUCAAUCGACGAUGAUGUAUCGAGAAAAACCCGGGUUCUGCGAGCAUGAAUUUCGACGGAGAGUUAAAAUAGGCCUUGCUUGGUCUACGCUACUAUUCUUAAUAGCAGCCGUCUUCUUAGUGGUCGAAGUGUUCGCGCUUCUAGCACUACAAUUCUGCGAUGGCGAAGACCUCAUGGCUCUAUACUGGUCCACAUGGACAAUGUUACAACUAGGCUCUGAGAUUGCCAUUCUUGGUGUUGUACUGGCGCUGUGGCAUCAUCUCAGCGACAUCCAACUUCCGCUUUGGGCUCUCGCGCUAGGCACCCCUGUCCUAGUCGUCGCGGGAUUCGGACACGUUAUUCAAAUUGCGUGCCGGAUGUUCUACAGGCGCGCGCGGGCUCGCACACGGGCUCGAAGGGGCAUUGACGAUGCUGAGGCGGGUGAGACGGACAGGGAGCGGGAAGACAACGACUCUUUUUGUUCAAGCACUAAACCAGAACACGAGCACAACAGCCUCCGGGAAAACGAACUGUCCAUGUACUUCGCGAUGGACGUAGGCGACGAUGAACGCGUAAGGAAGUGGCCGUGUUUUAUUGGGUUGUCAAAUGGCAAGUCAAUUAUCCGCCUAUCUACGUACUCGGGGAAUUUGCCGAAUUCACCUUGA